Pyricularia grisea is the source of this 2463-nucleotide messenger RNA. RefSeq lists its product as uncharacterized. Bases 1 to 2355 code for a protein of 784 amino acids. The transcript is spliced from 2 exons. NCBI's taxonomy places the organism in Eukaryota, Fungi, Ascomycota, Sordariomycetes, Magnaporthales, Pyriculariaceae. The record is from RefSeq and is a predicted model, not a curated record.
AUGUCGUCUAUACUGCGAGGCAUCAAGGAGCUGCGCGAUAUGCGCAAGGAGAUGAAGCAGAGCAUAGCGGACGGGACAUUUGGCCGCUUCUCGGACGACGACGACAACGACGGAAUGGCCGUCCCGUCGGCACUAGACCUCCGAACCGAGUCCACCAACCCCUUCAUUCAGCUCGUCAUGCCAGGCUACGAGCGGACCCUGCGCGAGGCCCCGCACGACUGGACCUCCGACCCGCUGAUAACCUCGUCCGAACCGGUCGCCUACGAACCCCUGAGCGCGGCCGACUGCCAGAUCCGUGUGCUGACCCUCCUGACGGCCGAGGAGAGCGGCGGCGGGGAAGGUAACGCGAGCGCACCGAUCCGCUGCUCGCUCGAGACCGUCAGCCUGCUCGCGCCGGCCGUCGAGGGCUACACGGCGCUCAGCUACAUGUGGGGCGGCGUCGAGGGCGAGACGAGGACGAUCGCGGUGGACGGGCGGCUGUUCCAGGCGACGCCGAACCUGCACGCGGCACUGCGGCAGCUACGGAACAGGGGGUACAGAAGGCUGUGGAUCGACGCCGUGUGCAUCAACCAGGCGGAUCGGGAGGAGCGGUCUCAGCAGGUCCUGCAGAUGCGGUCCAUCUACGCCCGCGCUGCCAAGACUGUCGUCUGGCUCGGGCCAGAGUCGGGAACUAGCAACUUGGCCAUGCAUCUGCUCAAUGUGCUGUCGGAGCCGGGGGAGUUUGGAAUGGGACAGAAAAGGUGCUACAGGGAGGCUGUCAAGGGGAGGUAUUUGCCCGAGGUGAGGGAGGUUGCCGGUGAUGAUGAGCAGCAGCAGCAGACGACGAUGGGUGCUCCGAGCAAUGGGUUGGAUGAAGGGUUGUACGCCGACGCGUGGCUGGCGUUUGAUGAGCUGUUUGACCGCGAGUACUGGCGGCGCAUGUGGAUCAUCCAGGAGAUCACCGUGUCUCGAGAGAUUGACAUCAUGUGCGGAUUCGAGAUUAUCAGCUGGAAGAAGCUGGAGAUGGCGUUUUGGGGAGCACCGGACAAGAGGUUGAAUCCACUGUUCGACCCCACGAUUGGCGUCGACUUUAGUCGCCCACCGAGACGUACGGGAGAGAUGUUUGACUUUUGGGGUUGGAGAAAGGCGAUUGCCGGUGGCCAGCCCAAGGCGCUGUUGAAAGCGAUGUUGGACUGCGGGUCAUCCAAAGCUACAGAUCCGAGAGACCACAUCUACGCGUUGCUGGGAAUCACCAUGGACGGGUCUAUUCUUGUGCCUGUUCCGAAUUACGCACUCCCCGUCGCAGAGGUCUUUACCUCUUUAGCAACGAGCAUGAUUGAAGCCAGCGGCAAUAUUGAUCUGAUAUGUCUGCAACCUCGAUCAGGAAAGAAAAAGACAGCAGGACUCCCCUCAUGGGUUCCCGACUGGGCUGACCUCGCCGACGUCGAUCGACCAUACGCACACGAUAUGGCUUUGCAACCGGGAGACAAACUCCACGAUCCCAACAUUCAACUCUUCAACACCAUCUCCGAAGGCGGGUACAGGAUCCUGACCAAGAACGGCAUCCUCUCGUGCUCCGGCAGGCUGUACGACAUCAUAGACGGGCUCUCGGGCACCCUCACCGCCGACGGCAAGCCCAUGGACGGCGAGGACAUGGGUAUCGUGCAGCCCGACAACCCCACGACGUGCUACCCGGGCGUGCUGGCCACCGCCGAGGCCAUCCAGCAAUCCCUCCACCAGCUGCUGGACUGGACGCGCGAGGUGGCUGGUCGCGACUGCGCCGACGUUCUCAGCAGCUGCUGGCUCGAGGACCGAGGGCUCCCGCUGCUGCUCAAGACAAAACACGGCGCGUUGGGCCGCUGGCUCGAAGCGAACCGGGAUUUCGUGGUGGGCAGCGUGGAGCUGGGCCGGUGGCUGGACAUGCACCACGGCGGCUACAAGGGCCUGAUCAACCGGGUGCGCACGCAGUCGCGGACGGCGGCCAGGCAGCAGCUGUUUGAGAAGCGUGCGGACCGAUGGAUGGGCGAGGCGGAAGAGGUGUUGAAGUCGGGCAUGAGGCUGAUGACGACGGCCAGGGGUCGCGUGGGCAUGGCUCACCCGCAGGCGAGAAAGGGAGACCACAUCUGCUUCAUGGAGGGCAUGGACACGUUUGUCAUUCUUAGACCGUACGAAGGUACGGCGGAGGAAAAGGCAAACAGGGAGGCGAUGGAGAGAGAGUUGAGGUCACAGAGGUACAACAAGGGACUGACGGCCGAGACGAGGUUCUCGGAGGGGUAUCAGGUCGUGGGGGAGGCUUAUGUCAAAACGCUGGUGGAUAACAAGACAGGGGUUGAGGACUACUCGGCUUGCACCUUUUUUACUUUUUUUAUCCAUUAAGAGAAAAGCCCCUUGUCCAUGGGGAGGGCUCGGGUUUGUACCAAAACAAAAGUUGUUUAUGCUUAUUAGGGGGGCAAAGUCUACUAUGGCAUGAGAAAACAAUACCAG